ACCAAAUCCGUGGUACUCACCUCAAAAAAUCCAGACAAAACAAUGAGUGUAGGAGCAGAUAUGGAUCCAGAAUUUAUCGCAAAACUAGAAGAAUGCUUAAGAAGGCAUGAAGGUAUAUUUGCAGGAAGCGCAGCUGACAUGCCUGGAAUAGACCCUGAAGUCACAUGCCAGAGGCUCAGGGUACCCCUAGAAGCUGUGCCAGUCAGGCAAAAGAUGAGACAAUUUGGAGCCAAAAGAACCGCAGCUAUAAAGGAAGAAAUAGAGAAAUUAAAAGAAGCAGGAUUUAUAAAAGAAAUAAACUUCUGCGAGUGGUUAUCUAACAUCGUCAUGGUAAAAAGAGCAAAUGGAAAAUGGCGCAUGUGCAUUGAUUUCACUGACCUUAAUAAGGUGUGCCCCAAGGACAACUAUGCAUUGCCUAACAUAGAUGAAUUAGUGGACAACUCCUUCGGAUAUGAAAUACUCAGUUUCUGUGACGCCUAUUCAGGAUACAACCAAACCCCACUCGCAAAAGAGGAUCAAGACAAAACAGCUUUCAUCGUGGCAGGAGAAACAUACUGCUACAUAGUGAUGCCAUUUGGCCUAAAAAACGCAAGAGCAACAUACCAACGUUUUGCAAACAAAAUCUUUGUGUUGUUGAAAGGAAAGUGCGUAGAAGUAUAUGUCGAUGACCUGAUAAUAAAAAGCAGAAGUCUAGAUCAGCAUCUUGAAGACUUAGAGCAAGUUUUCAGCAUACUACAGGAAUAUGGCAUGAAAUUAAAUCCUCUAAAAUGUACGUUCGGGGUGAAGGCUGGAAAAUUCUUAAGCUUCAUGCUAACCAACAGAGGUAUUGAAGCAAAUCCAGAAAAAGUGCUUGCAAUAAUAGAAAUGAAACCCCCAGCUUCAAUAAAAGAAGUACAACACCUUAUGGGAAAAAUUGUGGCAUUAGGAAGAUUUCUGUCAAAAUCUACAGAAAGGUGCUUGCCCAUCUUUGAAAUCCUACGAGGAAAGAAAAUCUUUGAAUGGACACAAGACUGCCAGAGAGCUUUUGAACAAUUGAAAGCAUACCUGGCAUCUCCACCUUUAAUUAGCAAACCUAGCCCUGGAGAGACAUUAUUCCUAUACAUAACGGCAACAACAGAAGUAGUUAACGCAGCUUUAAUCAGGCAAGAACAAAAAAGGCAAAGACCUGUGUACUUUGUAAGCAAAGUACUACAAGAACCAGAAAAAAGGUACGCACCUUUAGAGAAGCUAGCAUAUGCAGUAAUCAUAGCAACCAGAAGACUAAGAUAUUACUUUCUGGGGCACAAGAUUACAGUCCUCACCAAUUAUCCAUUGAGGCAUGUAUUGCAUAAACCAGACUUAGUAGGAAGGCUGGUAAAAUGGAGCAUUGAUCUUAUAGAAUUUGAUGUGGAAUUCCAGCCACGAAAAGCUAUGAAAGCUCAGGUUUUGGCGGACUUCAUAGUAGAACUGAGUAAGGCAGAAAAAGCUGCGCUUGACACACCUUUACCAACACCCCCAGCAAAACGGCAAUCAUUAGAAAUAGAAGAAGAGCAAGCAAGGGCAAUUCCACCAGAUCUUUGCUGGGUCCUCCAUGUUGAUGGAUCAUCAAGUGAGAAUGGGAGUGGCGCAGGAAUCAUACUGACAUCAUCAGAAGGAGAAACCUUCGAGUACGCACUAAAGUUUACGUUUGAGGCAUCCAACAAUAGAGCAGAGUACGAGGCUCUGCUGGGUGGACUUCGACUAGCAAGUUCAGGAGUCACAGAAUCGGGAAAAGAGAUAUACGUUGAAGAAUUGAGCUCCCCCUCAAUAUCUGAAGAAGAAUUCCUGGAGAUAGAAGAAGAAGAAGUAACCUGGAUGAAUCCAAUCAAAAGAUACCUCUCUAAUGGAGAUUUACUUGAAGACAAGAAAGAAGCACAAAAGUUGAAAAGGAAAGCAGCGUGCUCCAUGACCUUUUGCAAAAUGGGAGAUGGACAUCCUUGGGCCCUUCCCAAAAGCAAAAGGAAAAAGGAAGUACCUUAUAGUUGCAAUAGACUACUUCACGAAAUGGGUGGAAGCCGAGGCAGUGGCCAGAAUAAUAGAACAAAAAAUAGAAGAGUUUGUAAAGAUAUGCAUCAUAUGCAGAAUCUGGAAAGACGAUUCACAAUCAAAGCUCAGCUAGAAAAUGAAGGAAAAACACCAGAGCAAAUUGAGCAGAGAUUUGCUUCAGUAGCUUACCCAGAAUCAAACGGACAGGCAGAAGCUGCCAACAGAAUCAUAUUAGAUAGCUUGAAAAAGAAGGUAGGGAAGGCAAAGGGCUCAUGGACAGAAGAACUACUGUACACAUUAUGGGCCUACAGAACCAUGUACUGCACAUCCACCGGUGAGACCCCAUUCAAUUUAACAUACGGAACAAAAGCAGUGAUUCUAGUAGAAACUAGAAUUUCAAUGCAUAGAACCAGCCAUUAUAACGAACACAAAAACAAAGAGACUUUAAGAGCCAACCUAGAUUUACUAGAAGAAGUUAGGGACUUAUUGCAAAUACGAAUGGCAAGUUACCAUAGAAAAGCAGAAAAAUAUUACAACCGCAAGGUAAAACCCAAAAACCUAUGCAAAGGAGAUUGGGUACUAAGAAGAGCAAAGGUCUCAGAAAGAAAUCCCCGAGAAGGAAAGCUAUGCCCAAGCUGGGAAGGACCAUACCUCAUCAAGGAAGAUUUAGGCAACGGAGCCUUCAAGCUGAUACGCCCCAAGGGAGCAAUAAUCCCACGGACCUGGAAUGCUACGCACCUUAAAAAAUACCACUGGUAAGCAAAGGAAAGUAAUCUUGUAAAGUACUCCCCAUCAAUAUUGCGACUUUCAUUUGAAUAAAAUGAGAAAUUUAGC
Molecule: messenger RNA, 2838 nt
Organism: Rubroshorea leprosula
Lineage: Eukaryota; Viridiplantae; Streptophyta; Magnoliopsida; Malvales; Dipterocarpaceae
Source: the annotation of a GenBank genome assembly